This is a messenger RNA of Drosophila willistoni, 1099 nucleotides long. Its product is annotated as diphthine methyltransferase. Gene Ontology annotation, molecular function: protein binding. The record is from RefSeq and is a predicted model, not a curated record. The coding region runs from base 24 to 1076 and encodes 350 amino acids. The transcript has a single exon. NCBI's taxonomy places the organism in Eukaryota, Metazoa, Arthropoda, Insecta, Diptera, Drosophilidae.
CGACUGGGUGGCAACUCUGAAAAAUGGCCAAGUUUAGAACGUUGCACAGCGUGGAUACCGAGUACUCGGCUGAUUCGGUGGAAUGGUGUCCGGGAUUGGACUAUUUUGUUUGCGGUACAUAUCAGCUGGUCGAGGCAGAGAAGGUGGCAGAUCAAGAUGAAGGUACGAAACGCCGAAAGGGUCGCAUUUAUCUAUAUAAAUUUAGUGCGAUUGCCGACUGUGAGUUAGAGAAGCUGCAGACCCUGGAGACAGCAGCUAUUCUGGACAUGAAAUGGUUGCCAGCACAAUGCAAUUCCGAGAGUGGACCUCUUCUGGCCACAGUUAAUGCUAUCGGUCAGUUGGAAAUCUAUGAACUGAAUGUGGAGGCACAACAACUGAAAAGACGCACGUGUCUUAAUAUAGAGGAAAGUGAAUCGGAGACUCCUCCAUUAGCCUUGGCCUUGGACUGGCAACGUCAAGAUAAUGGAAUUCAGCUUAUUGUUUCUGAUUCUCGGGGUAAUCUGAAUCUGCUGUCUUACACCCAGACGGGCGAUAACUUAUCCAAAGUGCGUUCCUGGCAUGCUCACGAGUUCGAGGCUUGGACGUGUGCAUUUGAUCGUUGGACACCACAGCGUGUGUUCAGUGGUGGCGAUGAUGGUCUCCUGCGGGCGUAUGAUUUAAGGACCGAGCAACUGGUAUGGACAAACAAGGCUCAUAUGGCAGGUGUAACCUGUCUACUGAGUCAUCCGCGCCUGGAACAUCAUCUCAUCACCGGCAGCUACGAUGAGCAAGUGCGUCUGUUUGAUACACGGCAAAUGAGACAGUCUUUAGCCGAACUGAAUGUAGAGGGCGGUGUUUGGCGUCUAAAACCUCAUCCUCAGCGCGACGAUCUCAUCCUUACGGCUUGCAUGUACAAGAAUUUCAGUUUGGUUGGAUUAAAUGAAACAAAUUUGACCUUGCUGGGCACUUUUGAGGAGCAUGAGAGCAUAUGUUACGGUGCGGAUUGGUCACCAAAACUGUCCGAUGGACUGUUUCAUAUGGCAACUUGUUCAUUUUAUGACCACAAACUAUGUGUUAGCAGCUUGCAGCUUGAAUAAAAAUCUACACAAAUAUAUUUGAA